GACUGUAGCUGCUGCUUGUUAAACACAGUGCUCAUCAUAUUGCAAAGCUACGGUAUUCAUAACCAGGUGCCAUGGCUGGACUAGCUCUGUCAGGCUUUGGGAGAUGCACCCACGUUAUAGUUCGUGCAAUUCCUGACUCUUUAUGUCAAGAAGCUCUGAGGAUAGAGAAAGGCAGUGUGGUGGAUAUCUCCCUGGCUAGGAAACAACAUGAGCAGUAUGUUGAGGUGCUGAAGAAUAAACUGGGGCUGAGUGUGAUAGAGCUUCCAGCAGAUGAAUCCCUCCCAGAUGCGCCCUUUGUGGAAGAUGUGGCUGUUGUGUGUGAGGAAACUGCCCUGAUUACCAGACCUGGGGCACCUAGCAGGAGGAAAGAGACUGAAGCUGUGAAGAAAGCACUGCAGGAUCUUCAGCUAAAUGUGGUUGAAAUGACAGAUGAAAAUGCUACAUUAGAUGGAGGAGAUGUUUUGUUUACAGGAAAGGAAUUCUUUGUGGGUUUGUCGAAAAGGACCAAUCAACGUGGUGCUGAAAUUCUGGCAGAUACCUUUAAGGAUUAUGCAGUUUCCACUGUGCCAGUGUGCGAGACAUUGCACUUGAAGAGUUUCUGCAGCAUGGCUGGACCAAACCUCAUUGCCAUUGGCUCGAGUGAAGCUGCCCAAAAAGCUCUAAAGACCAUGCAGCAGAUGAGUGAUCACCGCUACGACAAGCUGACAUUGCCUGAUAAUGCUGCAGCUAACUGCAUUUAUUUAAACAUUCCAAGCAAAGGGCAUGUUCUACUGCAUCUUGCACCUGAAGAUUUUCCAGAGAGUGCAAAGGUGUUUGAAAAACUGAAGGAACACAUGCUGUUUCCACUUCCUAACACCGAGCUUGCAAAAGUUGAUGGAUGUCUGACCUGCUGCUCCAUCCUUAUUAACAAAAAGAAAAGUCUCUGAGUUGAUUCAAAGCCCAGUACGUGCCAGAUAACAGAGUCUGUGGCCACUUACAAUUUGUUGAUUUAUACUGACAAUCCACCACUGUGCUACUAACUGAGUUAGUAUUUCCGUUCAGGUACUAUUCCCGUGUCUUGUGGUUGAGUAGGGCUGGCCAAAUAUUGCCAUGUGUUAGUCAUCCUCAUCCAAGUCUCCAACCAAAUGAUUUCAGGUCUUUUUUAAAUACAAUUUCCAGAUCUCUGUGUCAUUCAUUGUAACUGGGCUGAGCUGCUCAGCCAAAUCAAGUAAAGCUUUGAAACUAAAA
This is a messenger RNA of Xenopus laevis (African clawed frog), 1227 nucleotides long. It is a transcript of the gene ddah1.L, whose product is annotated as dimethylarginine dimethylaminohydrolase 1 L homeolog. Gene Ontology annotation, biological process: positive regulation of nitric oxide biosynthetic process; arginine metabolic process. The record is from RefSeq and is marked provisional. Gene Ontology annotation, cellular component: mitochondrion. Lineage: Eukaryota; Metazoa; Chordata; Amphibia; Anura; Pipidae. Gene Ontology annotation, molecular function: amino acid binding; dimethylargininase activity.